AUGCCAAACACUCGGUAUAAAGUAACGUGCGUCUUAUGCAAAAAAGUGUUUGACAAUGACCACAAGGGAAAACAUUGCAAGGCGAUGCACCCUGAAUAUACUGCUAGUACGUUACCCCUACUCCUCAAGAAUCAAAGACAGUUGGUUUGUUUACAUAUAUAUUAUGUCUUUCUUGUAAUGCUUUGUGAUUUCUGCCAAUUCUGGUGAAAUCGUCAGAAUAAAAGUAAUGUUGCAGACUUGCGGUGUCUGGAGUCUGGACGUCUAGUCCAAUGCUGAAAUAAUGUAACUUGAUAGACAUGACACAGCAAAAUAUUAUUCGGUUUUAAACAAAAUGUGAUACAAUUAUUUCUAUUAGCAUUUUAGUUUUCAGUUACAGUAAACUGUAGGCCAUAUUAGUUCAUUAAAAAUAUAAUGUAAAAUAUUUGUCAUAUAUGCAUGAUUAUAUGGUUAUUUCUUUACAGUCAUUCGGUCCGAAAAAUAAGGAUAAGGAUAGUUCCAUGGAUACUUCAAGAUGUCCUACUUCAUCGCUGCCGACAGAAGACUGAGAACUGCAGGAUUCUGAACAGGUUUGUUAUUAUUUACCUUCAAGGUAGUACCAACUACCAAAUACCAAGUUGAGAAUUGAGAUGGCAUACAUUAAAGUGUGUAAUUUAACAUAAAUAUAUACUUUUACAGUUGACUGUUGCAGUCAGUGAUAGUUUAGCAUUGACAACAAAAGUGAAUGCAAACUUUUCUUGGUCUGAAGAAGAAAACCAGGACGAUUCUGCCCCUGCAGGACCUUCUAUUGACAGGGAUUCGCCUGGAAUUACACCUGUACGUAAUGUAAUAUGAUGUUUAGCUAAUUAUUAUUAGUAGUAUCUACAAUCACUUUGUUUAUUAUGGUUUUACAACAUUUAUAAUAAUUUGCUCAUGCAGGACUUAUUACCUGGUAAAUGAUCAUGGACAGAGCCUGCAAAAUUUGAAGAAAAGGGUUUGCGAAAAGCUGACGAAAGUCCUUAUUUAAGUCCAAUUAAUAGUCCAGAUUUGGGCAUGUUAGAAGUGAGACAAGUUCGUAUAUUUUUUACUUUUUGCAAAUUAUGAUAUUUUUGAAACAGUCACUACUAUAAAAGCAAAUGCCAUACUUUAUAGGAGAAUUUAACCAGCGUAGAUUCGGAUGCAGAUUCUGAUAACGAUUCAGACAUCGUUAUUAAAACAACGAGUGAAUACACAUCCUGGAUUUCCUGUUUUGGGAAGCUUAGCCACCUUUGUGGAAACUUGUCAGAGUGUCAGGAAUUAAUUUCAAGAGUUGAAAAAGUGGAUGCACCACAACCGGAGAAUUUACUUGGCAAACUACUUGAUGUAGUGGAGCGUGUUUGCGAUUUGUCCACUUCUUUAUUGUCCGACACCCAUCAAGCAUUGGCGGGAAUAAAUUCUCAGGAAAAGACAACCGAAUUUGCAUCAACAAAAUUUACACCCAUUAACUGUGACCCAGGAUGCAGAAGAAGAAUCUUAACCGACGAAGAUAGAACGUGCAUGAUCCAACAAGGUCCAUUUCAGCCAAUGCUUAAAAGCUAUCCAAGAAAUAUCAAGAUUGCUGAAUCAAAGCAGUGCCAUUUUUCUUCGGAAUGGUACAAUUCCUAUCCACAUCUUGAGUAUUCCAUUACAAAAGAUGCUGCAUUCUGUUUUGUUUGUCAGGUAUUUUCAUCUGGGAUCGGAAAUCCCAAGGCUGACGAAGUAUGUGAUGCUUGGACAGUGGACGGUGUUCGAGCUUGGCACAAAAUGAAAAGUCGUGGUAAAGGAAAUGCAGGGAAAUUAUCUCAGCAUUUUGCAAGCUCCGGCCAUAAAGCAGCUCUUAAUGCAUUCUUGGCUUUCCAGAAUAUGUCCAGCCACCUUGCUUUGUUACUUGAUAAAGAACGAAGGAAAGUUUUGAUUGAAGAAGAAGCGGAGUUGCAACGCAAUCGUGAAGCCAUUAAUACACUUUUGGACAUAACACAAACUCUCGCACGUCAAGGAAUAUCUUUUCGUGGUUCUUCCUCAGAGAAAGAUGGAAAUGGUAAUUUUCGGCAAAUUACUUCUUUGGUAGCCAGACACUCGCCUUCCUUUAAGAGAUGGUUGGAUGAUGCCCCCAGGCGACCACACAGAGUCGAUUACCUUAGUUCCAGGUCUCAAAAUGAAUUCCUUGACUUAUUAGCAGAAGAUGUUACAUGCAGAGUCACUGCUGAAAUCAAUCAAGCUGGAAUGUUUUCCGUCAUAGCUGAUACAACACCUGAUGUGUCCCACGUUGAUCAACUUUCUGUGGUCGCACGAUACGUAGAUGCGGAGGGAAAUCCACAAGAACGUCUUGUGGAUAUCAAGGUAAUACAUGAUAAAACGGGUGAUGGUCAUGCUCAAGGAAUUAUUUCUUCGCUGAAUGAAAAGUGUCUCGACACUGCCGACGUAGUUUUCCAAUCAUACGAUUAUACGUCUUCCAUGUCUGGUAUCUACAAGGGCUGUCAAGCAAAGUUAAAAGAAUGUCUUGGAAAGGAAGUGCCUUACUUUCUAUGUCUUGCACAUCGAGUGAAUACAACUGUGGAGUAUAGCUGUGAAGCAAGUGACACCGUGUGUAAUAUGUUUGACAUCCUCCAGGAACUGUUUGUCUUUUUUACGUUGAGCGCAAAGAGAUACAACGUUUUCCAUGAGAUAGUAAAGAAGAGUGAUGUCGAAGGAGCAUUGGAAUUACGAAAUCUUUCGGCUACACGUUGGAGUGCCCGUGCAGAUUCUAUUUGA
Messenger RNA from Paramuricea clavata, 2745 nucleotides. The record is from the annotation of a GenBank genome assembly. NCBI's taxonomy places the organism in Eukaryota, Metazoa, Cnidaria, Anthozoa, Malacalcyonacea, Plexauridae.